CUGGACAUGGCAGGUCUCAGAGGAGUCAAGAUUGUGCUGUUCUGGGUAGGGGUUAUCCAUUUGGCCACCUGUCAAGAUGAUUCAAACAAUACUCCUGCAAACACAAGCAAGAUCUCACCAACACCCACUUCACCCAGCAACACAUCCGACCCCCAGACACAGACCUCUCUGACCUUACCUGCAGUCACCGAUGCCAACACCACAGAAACAGCGCCCUCCGCAGCAACUCCGCCGACUACUGAAUCAGUCAAAGAAUGUUCCUUCGAGGUUACAACCAUCCAGGGUGGUUUCCAGAUCAACAUGACCAGUGCUCCCACUGGUGACUACAUCAUUUCCAUUUAUGAAAAAGGCCUAAAAGUUCCUGAAAAGGAAUUCAAGAUCUUCAACAAAACCUCAGCAUGGUCAGAACAAAUCAAACAUCUGAAGCCCUGUACUGAAUAUGAGCACAGAGUGGAACUUGUUCACAGUGAUGGGAACACACUCUGUAAGAGCCCUAAAAGUAAAACUGCAACUGGAAAACCUGUUAGGGGUGACAUUAAAGAUGCCUUCAACUACACCGGACAUGUUUGUUAUGAAAGUGACUGGGACAUCAGCUCUUCAUUGUCAAAACCAUUUGUUCGACAUGACCAUCAAACAGUUUGCUUCAAACUCUCCGAUAAAGACUUCUGCUCAGAGUUUACUCUAAAUGUCACUACUGAAAACUGUGUGAACUCCUCCUUUACCGUGACUAAACAAAUCACCAUCGAUUUUCUAAAUCCAGAUGGCAUUAAUCAGACUAAGCCCACUGGACUUCCUGCACAGAUAAAUCCAAAGUUACCUCCAAACUGUAAAAAUCUCACUGUGGAUUAUAGCUGUUCAGAAUUGGGACAAGUCAACCACUCCAUAAAUAUAACUGAGCUGGAGCCUUUCACAGAUUACACGUGUACAGGUCUGAUCAAAGACAACGGUGUCUCCAUCAAUAAAACAACUCUUCCUCUCAGCUUCAAGAUCGACUGUGAUCUCACAACAACCUACCAAACCGAAGCUCUUACCAACAUUUCCACUGAGCUGGUUCUGGAAACAACCAGUAAAAACUGUCCAGACGUCUCAAAUCUGAGGAAUCUUUCCUAUCAAUUUUUACGAGGUUGCAAAUGUGAAAAUGACCCAACUCCACCUGGAGGAACAUGUAAAGUCACUGGACUGACACCAUUCACGGAAUAUAGGUGUGAUGUCGGUCACAACUACAAAAACAAAAUAGUUCACAUUUCUGAGGGAUCUGAAUGGAAGACUUUGUCUGGAACACCAAAGGAUAUCGGUGAUUUGACCGUGACUCAACCAGAUAACAAUGUGAUAAAAGUAACCUGUGCUUAUAGCGCCAAUGGUUUCAGAGGACCUGAGAGGAAGGUCACAGCCCGUCUUCAUAAUGUUGAUGGCAGCCAACAAACUAAAAGAGAAUGUAGUUUUGAAUUCAAAGAUCUGAGUUACCUGACAACCUACACAGUGGAGGUGGUUGCUGACAACGGUGAUUUAAAGAGCAAACCCUCAACAGUAGCAGUUCAAACUUCCUAUAAUGACAAAGCUCUCAUGGGGUUUCUUGUCUUCCUCAUCAUCCUCACAUCUGUGGCUCUUCUUGUGGUCGUCUACAAGAUCUACAUUUUGAAACGCAGAAAGUCUUGUAACUUGAAUGAAGGCGCAGAGCUCAUCCCCAGGGGAAAUGAUGAAGAAAACCUGAUGCUUGUUGACCCAAUCGGAUCAGAAGUGCUGCUGGAAACCUACAAGAGGAAACUCGCUGAUGAGGGGAGACUUUUCCUGGCUGAGUUUCAGAGCAUCCCCAGAAUUUUCUCAAGAUACACGGUAAAAGAGGCCAAAAAGAACUACAACGGCCCCAAGAACCGCUACGUGGACAUCCUGCCGUAUGAUCACAACCGUGUCCAGCUGAACACAGGAAAUGGAGAGGCUGGAUGUGACUACAUCAAUGCCAGUUUCAUCGAUGGUUACAAAGAACAGAAAAAAUACAUUGCAGCUCAGGGGCCUAAGGAAGAAACAGUGACUGACUUCUGGAGGAUGGUCUGGGAGCAGCAGUCCUCUGUUAUUGUCAUGGUGACGCGUUGUGAGGAAGGAAACAGGGUCAAGUGUGCACAGUACUGGCCAUCCCAAGACCGCGAGACUGAGAUCUUUGAGGAGUUCAUUGUGAAGCUGACCUCAGAGAAACACUUUCCAGAUUACACCAUACGUCACAUCAGCCUCAGUAAUAAGAGGGAGAAAAACGCAGAGAGAGAAGUGACUCACAUUCAGUUCAUGAGCUGGCCAGACCACGGCGUCCCAGGAGAGCCUCACCUCCUGCUGAAGCUCAGGAGACGUGUCAAUGCUUUCAAGAACCUGUUCAGUGGUCCCAUUGUCGUUCACUGCAGUGCCGGAGUUGGAAGAACAGGUACUUACAUCGGCAUUGAUGCCAUGAUGGAGGGUCUGGAGGCGGAGGGCAGAGUGGACAUCUACGGCUACGUUGUCAGACUCCGCAGACAGAGAUGUCUCAUGGUUCAAGUUGAGGCCCAGUACAUCCUCAUUCACCAAGCCCUGCUGGAGCACAACCAGUUUGGAGAAACAGAGAUCAGUCUGCCAGAGCUGCACAGCACAGUGAACACACUCAAACACAAAACCACAGACACGGAGCCCUCACUAAUGGAAGAGGAGUUUGAGAGACUCCCCUCCUUUAAAAACUGGAGAACAUUCAACACAGGGAUGUCAGAGGAAAACAAGAAGAAGAAUCGUUCAUCAUCUGUCUACCCAUAUGACUACAACCGAGUGUUGCUGAAGGUUGAUGAAGGACUCAGCCAAGAUAGCCAAGAUCCUGAUGAAGAGGAAGAGGAAGAGUCAUCAGAUGAAGAGGAAGAAGACUCCACUCAAUACAUCAAUGCCUCCCACAUUGAUGGUUACUGGGGUCCUCGUAGCUUCAUUGUAGCGCAAACCCCAGUUCCAGACACUCUGGGUGACUUCUGGUCAAUGAUCCACCAGAAGAAAGCAUGUACUGUUGUCAUGCUUUCAGCCAGCAAUGAGGGAGAUAAGGAUAAUGAUUCUGCAUACUGGGAUCAAAAUAAGAAAGUAUUUGGGGAGAUUGAAGUUGAGGUUACAAACACAGAAACUUCUACAAAUUUGAUUACCCGCACCAUGAUGAUACGUCACAUCAAGAGGAGAGAGAGUCGACCAGUGAAGCAUUUCCAAUUCUUGAAGUGGGACAACAGAGAGCUGCCAGAAAAACCUCAAGACCUCACAGAUAUGAUCAAAGACAUUAAGAACAAAUGUGAAACCAGCAAAUCCCAGCGGGGCAUUCCCAUUGUGGUCCACUGCAAUGACGGCUCGUCCCGUUCAGGCAUAUUCUGCGCUCUGUGGAACCUGUUGGACAGCGCUGAGUCUGAAAAACUGGUGGAUGUCUUCCAAGUGGUCAAAACUCUACGCAAGGAGCGACAAGGCAUGAUCUCCAGCCUGGAGCAAUACCAAUUCUUAUACAGUGCUCUGGAGGGAGUUUUCCCCGUCCAGAAUGGGGACGCAAAGCAGGUAAAGGCGGCUGCAGCCGACAGCGUUCAGAUAGUCAAUGAGACCAAAGAGCAGCACGUUGAGGAAAAGGCUGAGCAGCCAGCCAGCACUACCAGCAGUGACCGGCAGGACACGACAGAGAGCACUCCCCUGAAGGCUUCUGAGGACAAGGAAAAGGAGAAUGUUGUGGAGUCCAGCCCCCCCAAAGAGACAACCCCACUGCAGGACAGCAGCAACGGCCCCACUGUCACGGCGGAGGUCUGA
This is a messenger RNA of Menidia menidia (Atlantic silverside), 3774 nucleotides long. The record is from the annotation of a GenBank genome assembly. NCBI's taxonomy places the organism in Eukaryota, Metazoa, Chordata, Actinopteri, Atheriniformes, Atherinopsidae.